Molecule: messenger RNA, 750 nt
Organism: Lecanosticta acicola
Lineage: Eukaryota; Fungi; Ascomycota; Dothideomycetes; Mycosphaerellales; Mycosphaerellaceae
Source: the annotation of a GenBank genome assembly
AUGUCCGCCCAAGGAAACGCUGGCUCCAUCCAGGAGCGGUAAGGCCUGCGCACUCAACAAUUCGGAAGCAGGAGACGACGCUGACAAGCCUUUCCAGUGCCCAGUACCACCUCUCCCAGCUCGACAAGUGAGUCUCCUCACUGCUAUGCCAUCGGCGACAGUCGAGUGCCCGCGCUGACACGUGUUCAGGGAGCUCUCGAAAUACCCGGCGCUCAACAACCUCGAGCAGCAGACCAGCGUCCCCAAGGUCUACGUGAUCCUUGGAAUCGGCGCCCUCUACUUCUUCCUCGUCUUCUUCAACAUUGCCGGCGAGUUCCUGGUCAACACUGCCGGCUUCGCCAUCCCCGCCUACUACUCUCUCGAGGCCCUCUUCUCCAGCGGAAAGUCCGAUGACACCCAAUGGCUCACCGUAUGUUUCGCGCAAGUCAAGGACAAGGAGAUCACGAAUAUGCUGACCGGUGCAUGUUACAGUACUGGGUGGUCUACGCCUUCCUGACCGUCAUUGAGUCUGCCAUCAAUGCCGUGUACUGGUUCCCGUUCUACUACGUGUUCAAGUUCGUCCUUGUUCUCUGGAUGGCUCUUCCCCAGACCGGGUAUGUGCAGGCGCAUGUCUCAAUCCUACCUUGACUCUAUACUGACACAUCGUCUGCUAGCGGCGCCCAAACCGUCUUCCGCUCCCUCAUCUCCCCACUCUUUGCUCGUUUCUUCGACUCCAGCGCCUCCGCUGGGCUGCGCGGCAAGGCCGAGUAG